AUGGAUGAGUCAAAUUUCAUGAUGGCUUUGCUUAUUCCUGGUCCCGCAUCACCUGGGAAGGAUUUUGAUGUAUUCUUAGAGCCUCUUAUAGAAGAUUUACUUGAGCUUUGGACAGGUGUACGUACUUACGAUGCUCUAAGUGGAACAAAGUUUAACCUUCGUGCUGCAGUUUUAUGGUGCAUCCACGAUUACCCAGCUUUGAGCACUCUUUCAGGGCGUACAACCAAAGGCUAUUUCGCAUGUACUCAUUGUGACAAGCACCCUCUUUCAUACAGACUAAGGAGCAAAAUUGGUUAUUUUGGGCAUUUUCACUUUCUUCCCGUGGGACAUCGUUUGCGUAGAAAUAAUGAAUUUGUUGGCCUUCAUGAAAGCAAUGAUCCCCCAAGUAAAUUCUCUACAGAAGAGUUGAUGGCUGAACUGGAGAGAGUUAAACAUGUCAGGCUUGGAAAGCAUCAAGAAAGUAAGAAAAGGAAGCAUUCUUGUUUGGACAACGAUCAUGUAGUAAUUUGGAGUCGGAUGGUUAGUUUAUGGAAGUUACCAUAUUGGAAUAAUUUGAAACUGAGACAUAAUCUUGAUAUCAUGCAUAUCGAGAAAAACAUAUGUGAGAACAUAAUUGGGACAAUUCUUAAUAUACCUGGGAAGACAAAGGACACAGUUAAAGCUAGACUUGAUCUGAAAGAUUUGGGUAUUAGGAAAGAGCUGCAAUUUAGGGUGAAUGGAGAUUCAUGUGAGAUGCCUCGUGCAAGAUAUACUUUGUCCACAGAACAAAAGAAGGCCUUUUGUGAUUUUUUACGAGAGGUGAAGUUUCCAGAUGGAUUUGCCUCCAACAUAUCAAGAUGUUUAAAUGUUGAGGGAACCAAGUUACAAGGGCUUAAAACACAUGAUUGUCACAUUCUUUUGCAAAGAAUAUUACCAGCUGCUAUGAGAGGGUUUUUGGACAAGGAUAUUUAUGAAGCGUUAGCGGAGUUGGGGAAAUUUUUCAGGGAAUUGUGCAGCAAAACUCUUAACAAGGAUGUGUUGGCUGAAAUGAAGAAAGAAAUCCCAAUAAUUUUGGUGAAGCUUGAGAAAAUAUUUCCCCCGGCUUUCUUUGAUGUGACGGUUCACUUAGCUGUACAUGUACCUGAUGAAGCAUUGCUGCGAGGUCCUGUGCAAUAUGGUUGGAUGUACCCAAUUGAAAGGCGGUUGUAUACUUUAAAGCGCUAUGUGAGGAAUAGGGCGCGGCCGGAACGCUCAAUUGCUGAGGCAUAUAUUGCGGAUGAGUGCUUGACGUUUUGCUCUAGAUACAUGGAUGAUGUUGAAACAAGAUUUAAUCGGGAACCAAGAAAUAAAGGCUUUUCUAAUGAGGAUGCCUAUAGCGUUGAUAUUUUUGGGCAUGGAGUUCAUUUCACCUCUGCACCUGAACUUGUAUUUGAUGAUACUGCCAUUGAUCAAAUGGUGUGGUAUAUUCUAAACAAUUGUAGUCAGGUUGACAAAUAUAUGAGAAUGUAUAUAGAAGAAUUAGAGGGAGCAGGGACACCUAACAUUGAAAGAACAUUGCGGCAAGGAUUUCAGACUUGGUUCAGGAACCAAGUGCUACGGUUGCGGAAUAUGAAUCAAGAAGAGGUUGAUGAUGAUCUAUUUUCAUUAGCUUGUGGUCCUGAUUUAAGAGUUAGAAAAUACUCCUCAUGCAUAGUGAAUGGUGUGCGGUUUAACACCAUCGACCGUGACAAGCAUCGAAAGACACAAAAUUGUGGAGUAAUGACAAGAGGUACACAUAACAACGACGAAAUUGAUUUUUUUGGAACCUUAAGGGAGAUUAUUCAGUUAGAAUAUAACUUUGAUGGGAGAUCAGUAGUUUUGUUUAAAUGUGAUUGGUUUAAACUGGAUGGGAAGAGGACUGAACUUAAAGAUGAUGGUUUCUUUAAAAGCAUCAAUCUUGGAAGUCUAUGGUACAAGAAUGAUUCGUUUAUUUUGGCCACUCAAGCAAGGAACGUCUUCUAUUUACCGGACACAAAGUUCGGCAAAAACUGGUAUGUUGUCCAGUCAUUUGACCAUAGGCAUCUUUACAAUGUGAGUGAAAUUGAAACUGCACAAUAUAAUACUCCUGCAUAUCAAGAAGAUGAGUGUUGUGAAGAGAAUCGUAGCCGAGAAACAGUUUCAGACAUUAUCUAUAACAAGCCUUUAAGUAGAGAUGAUGAACAAGGCCCUAUUUUUGAAGCUGCUGAAAUCACAAAGUUAAUGAAAGGAAAAGGCCUAGAAGUGCAUCAAAGUGAUAGUGAACAAGAAGAAGAUGAUGACACAAUUUUGGAGUAUUGCAGUGAAGCUGAAGAAGGAGCCGCAAAUGAGAUUGAUAGUGACGAUGAAUAGCCAAUUCAGUUUGAUACAAUUUUCAGACCAUUUUCUUGUAAUAUCAUUUGUAAUAUUUAUUUCGAUAGACAGUUAGUAUUUUGUAAUAUUUAGUUGUGACAUUUAUCAGAAUGGACCAUGUUCAAUUCAGAUGUAUCUAUUUUUAAACCACAUUCUGAUGUGGAUUGAAACUUGUAAUGUUUGUUCAGAUGGCAAGUAAGAACAGAAUCUGUACAUGUUUGUUCAGAUGACAAAUUAUU
Panicum hallii is the source of this 2585-nucleotide messenger RNA. RefSeq lists its product as uncharacterized. The record is from RefSeq and is a predicted model, not a curated record. The coding region runs from base 1 to 2346 and encodes 781 amino acids. NCBI's taxonomy places the organism in Eukaryota, Viridiplantae, Streptophyta, Magnoliopsida, Poales, Poaceae. The transcript has 3 exons.